Messenger RNA from Candidozyma pseudohaemuli, 2130 nucleotides. RefSeq names its product mRNA-binding ribosome biosynthesis protein (gene NOP4). The transcript has a single exon. Gene Ontology annotation, molecular function: RNA binding. NCBI's taxonomy places the organism in Eukaryota, Fungi, Ascomycota, Pichiomycetes, Serinales, Metschnikowiaceae. The record is from RefSeq and is a predicted model, not a curated record. Bases 1 to 2130 code for a protein of 709 amino acids.
AUGUCUGAAACCACGGAAACUACCACCGUGAAACAAGAGGAGGUUGAUGACAGCCUCGAUAAAAAGACCCUCUUCGUCAGGGCAAUUCCAAAAGAGGCAACCACAGCCGAGCUUCUGGAGUACUUCUCCCAGUUUGUUCCUGUGAAGCAUGCCGUCGUUGUCACCGAUGAUGAAAAACAGUCCAGAGGAUUUGGUUUCGUCUCCUUCACUAUGGAAGACGAUACCUUGACUGCGUUGGUCGAGUCCAAGAAGGUCAAAUUCCAAAACAGAUUCCUUCGAGUCGAUAUCGCAAAGAGAAGAGACAGAAAAGGUAAAGACAGCACCGAACCUAGGGAGAAGGAAGAAGCUGCACCAAUAGAAAAGAGAAGAUCCCGUUUGAUCAUCAGGAAUUUGCCAUGGUCGUGUAAGGACGCCGAAAAGCUCAAGAAGCUCUUCCUGAAAUACGGUGGUGUUCACGAUGCAUAUAUUCCUACUAAGAAGGGUGGUCUCAUGAAAGGGUUUGCCUUUGUGGUGAUGAAAAAGAAAGCUGCAGCUGAGAGGGCCGUUAAAGAGUCUGUUGGUUUGAAGAUCGACGGUAGAGAGGUCGCUGUUGACUUGGCUAUUGAGAAGUCCAAGUGGGAGCAGGUUAGAGAGGAAGAUAAAAGCACCGCCAGAGAGAGAGAAGUCAAGGAGGAAAGUGAAGAGGACGUUGAGGUGAAGGAGGAAGAGGACUCUGAGGUUGACUCCGAGAACGAAGAUGACUCCGAGUUCGACGAACUUAAUGGUGACAAGGUGAAGGAGGAAGAUGACAUGGACGAGGAUGAUGAUGAAGAGGAAGAGGAAGAGGAGGAGGAAGAGGAAAAAGAGAAGCAGAAUAGACAAGACGCUUACUCUGUCUUUGUCAGAAACAUUCCUUACGACGCAGACAAAGAAUCCUUGACUACCCACUUCAACCAAUUUGGCCCUGUUAAAUACGCAUUGCCCGUGAUUGACAAAGUCACCGGUUUGGCUAGAGGUUCCGCUUUUGUUGCAUUCAAAAAUGAAGAUUCCUACAAUGCUUGUCUACUGAACGCUCCAUCCGUGUCGUCCACAUCGAUGUUGAUUUCUGAUGAUGUUCUGCCUGAAUAUGUCUAUCAAGGCAGAAUCUUGUCCAUUGUGUCUACAGUCGACAGAAGCUCUGCCAGUCGUCUUGCAGAGAGAAACCAGAACAAGAGAAAGGAGGUUUACGGCAAAGAGGAGGGCGAUAAGGACAGAAGAAACUUGUUCUUGUUGAACGAAGGUCGUGUCACCCAGAACUCAAAGCUCGCAGAGGUCAUGUCCAAGACGGAUAUGGAAGUGAGAGAAAAGUCUUACAAGAUGCGUGUCCAGCAGCUUAACAAAAACCCCACCUUGCAUUUGUCACUCACAAGAUUGGCCAUCAGAAAUCUUCCUAGAGCCAUGACUUCUAAGGCUUUGAAAGCCUUGGGACGUAAGGCAGUGGUUCUGUUUGCUACUGAGGUGAAGGAGCAAAAGAGACACCCAUUGUCGAAGGAGGAAAUCAGCCGUUCCACGAAAGCUAAGCACGAGUUUGAAGAGGAUGUCAAGAACGUCGAGGAGGAAGAGAAGAAAAAGAAGACGAAACACACCGGUGUUGUCAAGCAAGCUAAAGUCAUUAUGGAAAUCAAGGGAACUGGAGAAGCCGGCAGAAGUAGAGGUUAUGGUUUCUUGGAAUUCAGAGACCACAAGUCUGCUUUGAUGGGUCUUCGUUGGCUUAAUGCUCAUGAGGUUACGACUGAAGAGGUUAUGGCUGGCUUGAACGAGGAAGAAAAGAAGGUUGCUAGUCUUGAGGGCCUCACGAAGAGACGUCUUAUCGUUGAAUUCGCUAUUGAAAAUGCUCAAGUCGUCAAGAGAAGAAAGGACAAGGUCUUUAUCGCCAGAAACAACAAGAGAAAGAGAGAUGAAGGCGAUGCUGGUGAAGAAAAGGAUGAUGAUGCCCAGCCUUCAAAGAAGCAGAAGAAGGGUAAAAAGGGUAAAAAGGGCAAUAUGAACAAGGGCCCUAAACCACCAAAGGAGGAUAAGGAAGAGAAGAAGGAGAACAAUAAGUCUGGACUUUCCGCUGAGGUCAAGCAGAUAAUCGGCAAGAAGAGAAAGAACAGAAAGGGGAAGAACUAG